GUUCUUCGGAACCUCAUCUAUGGAGCUGGCGGGAACUAUGAGCUAUCCUUCUUCGUCGUUCGUUCCACACAGGCAGCAAUUCCUCGUCCGAAGUUACUGCACUGUAUCUUCUAAACUCUCGUCGAAUUUCGAACCCGUUCGAUCAAACAAUCGUGAAAUUUCUCUGCCCACCAUGUCCGACAUCGCGAACGCAUCCAAGUCCCAAAAUCUGGACCUGCAGCUGCAGACGCUGGGUCCCUUUUUCCGAAUCACCGCCAGGAGCUCGCAGACCCAGCUGGAGCUUGGGAAGGCGGAGGGCGUGAUUAGGGUUUGGUUUGGGGGAAAAAUCCUGCAUCUCGAUUCCAUGCGACUACGGCGGGAGACGAUUGAGAUGCGGAAAUCGAUUUUCGGAAUUGGAUUGUUCGUCGGCGCUGCGGCGAUUAGGCAUGGAUACGAUUGCGGUUGCCGGAAAGCGGAGCUGCUUGCCAUUAACGACACUGAUAUCUACCAUUCCAAGCUUGUGAGGUUUUACAAGAGGCUAGGGUUCAAUCCUGUGUAUGAAGUGACUGGUUCAUCCCUUGCUGAUUUAACGCAUAUGCUGGUUUGGGGAGGUGUGGGGACUCGUAUGGAUGCUGAUCUUCAACACCUCAUGAUCAAAUGGUGCUCCAGAUUCAAGCCCAAAACACAAUCUGAGACUCAAAUUGAAUGAAUAAAUGUAUGCAUGAUGUCUGAUUGCAAAGAAAUUUUGGAGAAUUUCGUUACAAACGAGCAUCUAAUUCAAUGGCAUAUUCUUCUUGCCUGCUUACGUCGAUUGUUUUCAGCACCAAAGCUUAAGGGUUUAGCUCAUUUGAUCAAUGAAUUCACCCAAAUAAGUAUGUGAUCCUGCACAGUAGUUGCUGUAAAUGUAAAUGACGUAAAAGAUUUUCUUCCUCGGACGAUCCAUUCAAUUGGACCUUCAAGAACUCUGUGUAUCAGAUUCAAAGUUCUACCAUUCUUGGCGCGAUAAAGCACCAAGCUAAGACCUGAAUUCUGAAUGAAGGAAAAUAGCGACCGAUGUUGGGCGUAAUGGGAGAACCUUUGGCCGCAGGACUGGAAAUGGCUACCCCAAAGAACGAUAAACAUUGGAUUUCUAAAGUUGAAGCUCUCCUCGCCCUCGAUCGCCAAUUUCCUCACCCCGGACAGGAUCGUGAUCGUACCAGAAUCCGGUGGCCUAAACGAUCCUCGCAAAAGCUCGAAGUUGGGAAAUCGAAUUCCUAAACCCAAAUACUCAUGCGAGAAUCUAUCCAUCGAUUCUCAUGCGCGUGAUUUCUUGUUGCGAUGUUUGGGUUCGGACCGCUGUUUUCUUGUUGCAGUUGCUAGGUUGAGCAGUAUCACUCAAUUCGGAGUUAUUACUGCAUUAGUCUGAUUGUUCUGAUUAACUGCAAUGGAUAAGUUACUGGACGAUUUGUUUGCUAAAAGGGCUUCCGUAAGAGAGGGAGCUUUAUCUUCUAUCGUCGAUGGGCUCAAGCUCAAUUGCCGGCGUCAAUUCGCUGAGAAAAAUUUUGCAACUUUGCUUUACUGCUGCCUAAAUUCAUUCAAAAAGGGUUCAUCUAUAGAGAUUGUCUUAGCUUCCCGUGCCCUUGGACUGUUAGCCAUCACUAUAGGUUGUGGGGAUAAUGCUAAUGAACUCUACAUGGAGACGCUUCCUGUAAUCUCCCAAGCCUUAAAAUCCAAAUCCGAAGCAGUGUUGUUAUCUGUGAUUGAAUGUCUAGCAGUUGUCACUUUUGUUGGAGCCGAUAGUUUUGAGCAAACAGAAGCUUCCAUGAAGAUAAUAUGGGACUUCAUUUACUCCGAUCCAAGUGAAACAGUUGUAGCAAAGGAACAUUCAGCACCGGUCCUCUCUGCUACUAUUUUGUCUUGGUCACUUCUUCUCACAACUGUCAAUGGAUGGAACCUUAGUCACCAUAGUUGGAAAGGUGCAAAUUCUUAUUUCCUUGAUCUACUAGAAGUAGAUGAUCAACAUGUAAGCAUGGCAGCUUGUGAAGCUAUUGCUUUGAUAUGUGAAGUGGGAUCCCUCGAGAAAUUCGCUAGUGAUACCACAAUCGAUAUAGAUGGUUCAUCUAAGAAAGGAAAGAGCAUGUCGAACCAAGAGUUAACUGCACAAGAAUUGCAAGAAAUUGUAUCUAAUCGUGCCCAGGUACUUUUGAGGCAAGAUUCACUUCAUAGCGCAGCUACUAAAGCCGUGAAUGGAUGGAAUAACAUUUCCAAGGAUGUUUUGGAAAUUCUAAAGGAUGGUUAUUUUUGUGAAACUACUUUGAAGAUUGGUAAACACACUUUGCAAUUACAUUCACUUUCCCAGUUAUUGCAGGUUGAUUUUGUCAAACGAUUUCUGGGACGAGGAUUUGUACCACACAUGCUGGAAAAUGAAUUUCUUCAUGAUGUCUUCAACUUCACUCCAAGAAUGCAAAUUUCUGGGGAUGACCUCUACAGUUCUGAACGAGAAGAGGUUGUUGUCCAUCUUUUUGUUCCAGAAUCCAAGCAAAAUGAUGGCGAGGAGAACGAAGUGAGGACUCAUUCUCCAACCCGAUCUGCCAUCCGCAAAGCCAAGACUCAGUUAUUAAAGAAGCAGCGCGCACUGAAAGUAGCACGCGACUCUCCCCCACAUUAAUCUGCGGCGGAUACAUCCAGAAUUUUAAAUAUGACUCUGUCCCGACGAAAAAAUGCAGAUCUAUAUAGCAGAUUUGUUUGGCAAUGAAAUGAGAGUAGUACUAACACUGUAACACAGACUAGAUUAGUGCCUAUGAAGGGAAGAACUUCCUUGCAAUGUUGGGGAAGAAAAAUAUGUGAUUGUGAAGUGGAGGUUGUAGAGAUCUUUUCUUAACAGGUGACUCUGCUUUGGUUGGUAGGUACAAAAAUAACAAACAGUUGAGAGUUUUCUUGUUCUUGAAGAUUAGUAAAGAGAGAUAUAUAUAUAUAUAUAUACACAUGCAGAAAACAUCAACUUGUGGUUUUGAUUGUACUUUACUCAUACUUCACCAAUAUUAUUGGAAAAUAGACCUCAA
Andrographis paniculata is the source of this 3020-nucleotide messenger RNA. RefSeq lists its product as uncharacterized. The transcript has 18 exons. NCBI's taxonomy places the organism in Eukaryota, Viridiplantae, Streptophyta, Magnoliopsida, Lamiales, Acanthaceae. The coding region runs from base 1403 to 2626 and encodes 407 amino acids. The record is from RefSeq and is a predicted model, not a curated record.